GUUUGAAAGUGAGCGCGGGCGUCGUGCUCCGCUGUGACGGCGGAGUAGGCUUCCAGCAAGCGGAGCCUGAGGCGGGGCGGUGUCCGGGUCGGGGAUGCUUUGUCGCGUCUUCCGCACGGUAACAGGCGCGGACUUUUGGUGGAGAGUUGUGGACGUGUGCGUUUUUAUCUCUUUUGGUCGCAUUUUAUUCUUCGGAAUGAUGGAUUUCCUUUUGGAGAUAAGAACGGAAGUGUUUGCGGAAGUAAUGAUAUUGAGAGAAAUGAAUAGAAAUAACCCAUUUUGAGGAAGCCAUGGCAAAGUCAAUUACAAAACACAGAGUUUGUUCUCGGCAAUCUUCAGUAUCUUCUCUGUUAGCAAGCUGCAGCCUGAGUGGUAGUAAUUCCUCUAAAUCUGAUGGCUCUUUUCAGUAUAAGGAUAAACUGUAUAGUUCUGCCUCUCAGGCUCUACAGGCCUAUAUUGAUGAUUUUGAUUUAAGCCAAAUGUAUCCUGGUGCAAGCACUGGAAAGAUUAACAUUGAUAGAUGUUCUGCUAAUAUGCCCGAAUUCUCCAAUUAUAUUUAUAAACCAAACAAUGCUUUUGAAAAUCUUGAUCCCAAAAAAAGCUUCUCAUCCUUACCGUGUAGAAGAAUGACUGUUAAUGACAUAGACUGCAUUAGCCUAACAACUGAUGAUCUAUUAAAACUUCCAGCAGAUGGGUCAUUUUCUUUAACUUGCAUUGGAUCAAGUCACCGAAAUAGCAAGAAAAACAAGAAAUGCAUUCGAAGACUAAGCUAUUUGGAUACUGAAAAGAAUCAAAAUUUUCAAGAACCUUCCACUCCCAUGUGCAAAGAUAACUUAGUUACUCCUGUUGUACACAUAAAUAAAAAUGGAAAGCAACGUGGUAGGCUAAAAAACCCAAAACUUGUGAAUAAGACUAAUAAGUACGUUUCUGAUCCAUCUUUAUCAUUUUCCAAGAAGUUGUCUUUCAAAGACAGUUCAGAACACAAACUUGAAAAGAAUUACCCAAGAUGGCUCACUAGCCAGAAAUCUGACCUUAAUGUUUCAGGGAUAACUAGUCUACCUGAUUUCACAUACCCAGUCUGGCUCCACCAUCAAGACUUGCUACCUGAUACAAAUAGUCAAAAAAGGAUUUCUAAAAUAUUUAAAGAAGAUCAGUGUUCCCUUAGACAUAGUUACCAGGCACAAAGAACUUCUCGACUUAUGAAUAAAUUAGAUAGUUUUGAAUAUUCUUUUGAACCCUCAAACAUUUCAGACUCCUUGAGUACUGAUAAAGGAUUAGUUAAUGAAUAUAAAUGUGAUUCUGAACAUAGCCAGUGUCAGUGUGAGAAUCCACUUCUCCCAGGACAAACCAAAAAGCCAUUCAGUGGUGACAAAAUUGAAUUGCUUAUCCUGAAGGCCAAGAGAAAUCUAGAGCAUUGUACUAAAGAGUUACAGAAGUCUACAAAAAAGGAUGAUAGUCCUUGUUCAUUAGAUAAACUUGAAGCAGAAAGAUCAUGGGAAAAUAUUCCUGUUACUUUCAAAUCUCCUGUUCCUGUUAACUCUGAUGAUAGUCCUCAACAAACUUCAAGGGCAAAGUGUGCUAAAGGGUUCCUUGAUGAUUUUUUAAAUAAUGAUAAUCAGAGCUGUACCCUUUCUGGAGGGAAACAUCAUGGUCCUGUUGAAGCCCUGAAACAAAUGUUAUUUAAUCUUCAAGCAGUACAAGAAAGUUUUAAUCAGCAUAAAACAGCAGAACUGGAAGAGGAGAUUAAGCAAGUUUCAGAAGAUAAUUUCUCUAAAUUACAGUUGAAAGAAAGUAUGCUUCCUAUUACUAGAUCACUUCAAAAGGCUUUGCACCAUUUAUCUCGCCUGAGAGACCUGGUUGAUGAUACCAGUGGGAAACAGUCACCGAAAAUGUGAAGAGGAAAAUAAAACGGUCCAACAAAUAAAUAGUCAUCACAGAACAAAGAUGUAUUUUUUUUUCCUGUUGCUUAAACUGACAAAGAAAAUUAUAAGCUAUGCAUUAUUCUGUGAUUGGUUCAAGUAUUAUAUAUUCUUUAAAAAACAAACUUGAAAAUGUAUGUAGGUUUUGUGACCUAUCCUCAUUUUAUGCCAAAAUACCAGAAUGUGAACUGAGAGGACCCACACUGUGUCCUACAGUCUGACUUUGGUCUUCAGGCCAGCAAAUGUCCAAUAUUCAAAGAUGGAUGAUGUCUGUUAUUGAAGCUUAAUGUGGACUUAAUCUUCUCGAGCAUCCUCAUCAUUUUAUCUUCUGGUUCUGGGUUAUUAGGAAACUCUUCCUGGUUUCUAUCCAAAAUCUCUUAAGUAGACUUUUUGAUACAAGUAGCAUCUACUUUUAAGUUGGCUAAAGGAAUAUCAAAAUUGUUAUGGUGUAACUUCUCCAUAUAUGUUACCUUUAAUUUUUAUAAAUAUUUUAAGGUAUGUGGUAUAUGCAAAUAACAGUUUAAUAAUGGGAUGAUACAGUGCUAAAAGGAAUGUUUUAUGUUGUGAAAUCCAAAAGAAAAACUCAUUUAACUAAUGC
This is a messenger RNA of Lontra canadensis (Northern American river otter), 2517 nucleotides long. It is a transcript of the gene CUNH18orf54, whose product is annotated as chromosome unknown C18orf54 homolog. Lineage: Eukaryota; Metazoa; Chordata; Mammalia; Carnivora; Mustelidae. The coding region runs from base 291 to 1895 and encodes 534 amino acids. The transcript is spliced from 9 exons. The record is from RefSeq and is a predicted model, not a curated record.